Strongylocentrotus purpuratus (purple sea urchin) is the source of this 2434-nucleotide messenger RNA. RefSeq names its product beta-1,3-galactosyl-O-glycosyl-glycoprotein beta-1,6-N-acetylglucosaminyltransferase. Bases 643 to 2169 code for a protein of 508 amino acids. Gene Ontology annotation, cellular component: membrane. Gene Ontology annotation, molecular function: acetylglucosaminyltransferase activity. The transcript has a single exon. The record is from RefSeq and is a predicted model, not a curated record. Lineage: Eukaryota; Metazoa; Echinodermata; Echinoidea; Camarodonta; Strongylocentrotidae.
CUGUCAUCAGGAGCCUACUGGCAUCCCUCAUACUUCCGGUUGCAACGAGUUGGCCAUGGUGUCAUGGUGAUAACACGGUGAUUAACUGGGAAUUAAUUUUCUGGAAUAAUCACAGGUUCCUUUUUUAGGAUGGAGGUUAGCGGAAGGGGCAAAGAGACUCGUCGAGUCAGCUGAAAUGAUUAAAGACGAAUCUCAAGGAUUUGAACUCGAGGGUAUCUUUCUUCAACCACGAGGACAUGUCUCAUUAUGGUUUCAUCAAAAACUUCCUCUCGGUGUAAUUUGGGAAAAGUAAAUCUAAGUUAAGUUAACUUGCUGGAAGUCUGCAUUCUGUCUCCCCUCACACGUUAAUUGAACAGAAGUUGAGAAGACAUCAUGUUGUCGUGCUUUAUUGAAAGAGCUGUAUUGCUUUACAAUAGGGGUUGAAUAGUGCAUAAUAUAUAUGCCAAGGACUGCAGUUUCCAUUUCAUCAGAUUUCAGUCUACACCUGGUCCUUGACCCAUAUGUGGUUCUUGAUCCGGAAGCUGUAUACGCGUUUGACAAACUGUAUGCUGGUCGCUGCAGUUCAAAGUCGCUCGCUGCAAAGGGAAAACUGCUCUUUUUAUAACUUUCUGUCCUCUUUUGAAAUUAAACAUAUGUGUUAACAUGUUUCUUGGUGGCUCACGGAAUUCUUUGGGAAUUCGAUUUCCGAAAAAGUUGAAAAUUGCCAUCCUUAUCUGCUUUAUAACUUUUGUUUUAUACGCCCUCGCACAUGAACUGAUGAGAACAUUAUGGAUAAACCCUGACCAGAACUCCAAUGGUAUUGUGCGGGAAGCCUACAGCGGAAAUAUUGUGAACGCUUCAAUAGGCCAUGAAUGUACGGAGGGUAACUGUCUCAAUGAGAUCGAAGGUAAGAUUACUGUUGCAACAACUGUGAUCGAAAGCAAUGACCCAAUGGGGGAAGAUUUGAAGGUCAGGUUCAAUGGUGGGUGGUGGGUGUCUUCUACAGUAUCCCGUGAACAUCAUCUGCACUAUGCUGUCAACUGUAGCGGUAUCAUCCAAGGUGACCCUGUGGCCUUAGACAUGGCAGAGACCACCCUUAACUGGACUAGAGAGGAAAGACGAACGCAGAUGCCUUCGGAUGAGGUAGUGGCCUCAUGGACACGAAACUGUGAUUAUUACCGGACGAAACGGAAGUACCCAACGCAGGCAAUGUCACAGGAAGAGUUAGACUUUCCUUUGGCGUUUAUCCUCCUCGUGCAUAAGGAUUCCGCUCAGGUUGAACGGUUGCUGAGGGCCAUCUAUUAUCCGCAGAACAUAUACUGCUUCCAUGUCGAUGCCAAAGCGGAUCAGGAUUUCUGGACAGCCAUCCUUGGACUGACGCGUUGCUUCGACAAUGUCUUUAUAGCUUCAAGACUUGAGAAAGUCCAAUACAGGGGGUUCUCCCGUCUCCAGGCGGACAUCAACUGCAUGGAGGAUCUGGUCUCUCGGAAAGAAUUCAACUGGAAGUACGUCAUCAACCUAUGCGGCCAGGACUUUCCCCUGAAGACGAAUCUUGAGAUCGUCCGGCAGGUGAAAGCGUACGGAGGCCUUAAUGACAUCCCGGGUGUGUAUCCGAAGCAAGAUGAAUGGUUCGUCACCCGAACCGAGAAUCAUCAUCGGGUCGUAGAUGGAAAAUUGCAGAAAACAAAGAUAAGGAAACCGCCACCGCCUCAUAAUGCUAAAAUGUACUUUGGAAACGCCUACUACGUCGCAAGAAGACCGUUCGUAGAAUACAUUCUCAAUAAUAAAACCGCAAAGGAUAUCUUGUAUUAUCUAGAAGAUGCGAACAGUCCUGAUGAGCAUUACUGGGUCACCAUGAGUCGCUAUCCGGGUGCACCGGGUGGAUAUCCAUACUCGUCAUGGAAAUCAAGCACUCGGUUUAUCCGAUGGACUGUAGGAGACGAGUAUCCGCCAUGUAUUGGAAAGUACGUGCGACAAGUUUGUGUUAUCGGAUUCAGAUAUCUGCCUUUUGUCACGAGUAUACCACAUCUGUAUGUAAACAAAAUACAUUACGAAUUUGACCCACUUGCGUUACAAUGUAUUGAAGAAAUGUUGGACUACCGGACAGCAUAUCCGAGUGCAAUUGCCGAUUUUGUUCCGGAUUACCCAUUGACCGAUUUGUUUCCAGACAAUCCGCCGAAAAACACAUAAAUGAAGUCGAGAGAGGGGGGUUCCUUGGAGCCUUGUAACGUUUAUUAUGAUUGAGAGCAGGUUCUCUUACCAAUUCUCGUUUUUUAUUGAAUUAUAGUUGUAAAAUGAUCAUGAACAUCGUAGCAAAGACUUUGAAAAGGGGAUUAUUAUUAACAGCCAUGCGUCACAGUCUACAUGUAUUAUACUGACCAUGGUUCUACAUAGGCAUCACAAAGGGUUAUUGAGAUUUCCCAUGAUAUACUUUCUAGAAAGUCUCAGCGUCUUU